AUGUUCAGAGAAGGUAAUAUUGAAUUACAGAAAAGUUAUGAUAGAAAAAAAAAUUAUUAUACGAAGGAAACUGUAGAGAUAGAAGUUAUAGAAGCGCUACAGAAAAGAGAAUAUACGUUAAAUACCGUAAAUAGUUAUGGGGAAAAUUUAUUACACAUCAGUGCAGCAAAUGGUUGCCUUGACAUUAUAAAAGAAAUUUUUCGAAAGCAUGAUUGCUGUCACAUUAUUGAUAGAAAAAAUAAAUUUGGUUGGACACCAUUAAUGUUAGCUAUUCGUAAUAGGCAUAUUAAAACGGUGAAAUAUCUUUUACAAAAAAAUGCUAAUGUAAAUGAAUCAACUUAUCUAGGUAUGUCCGUAUUUGGAUUAGCAGCUGCAAUAAAGAAAGAUAUGUUUGAAAUAGUAUAUAAAGCAUGCCCAUCAGCACUAUUAAAUUCUUUAAAUGAUGAUAUUACACCACUUUGUAUUGCUGCUAUGAAGAAUGAUAAAAAUUUAUUUUUUAAAUUAGUGGAGUUAGGAUUUGAUAUUUCUAAAAGCAAUGAAUACACCUACAUUAUGAUGAAGCAGUCAAUAGUACCUGAAAUAAGAAAUUUGACAAAAUAUCUUAACAUAGAAAAUUAUUGGAAUGAUAAUUCAGAUAACAUUCUUAUAGGAAAUGAAUUAAAUACAAAAGAUUAUUUAAAUUUCUCCAAAUUAAUAACUAGAAACAAUAAUAUUGUGCCUCCUUUAAAUGUUUGUGAUACACAAAUUGUUACAUUUCAUACAUCCGCAUCUAAUACAGAUGUCUGUAACAACAAUACUAUAAAUAAUACAAAUAAGUUUUUAAAACCUUGUACAUUAAAUUUAACAACAAAUCAACAAAAAAGUACUCAGUGUAGUUUAAUUUCACCAACUUUAGCUUGUACUUUUAAUGAAAUAUUACCUGCAUCCCCAAAUAUAUAUUUUGUACAAGAUAAACACACUGAUGAAAUAAAGUUCACUAUGACACGUAAUAUAGAUAAUAAACAAUUAACUCUAGAUGAACAUAAAAUACCAAUAACUUGUUCUAAAGAUAAAGAGAAACUAAGUAAACAACAUUUGCAAAGAUUACAGUCUAUUCGACCAGUAGAUUUAAAUAUUCAAAGUGUGGAAGAAGAUCAUAAUACUACUCUUGGAUAUGUACCUGAAUUUAGUCCAAUGUCUUCACCAAAUGUACCUCCAAAUAUAAAUGAUGAAAAUGUAUUUGGAGAGAACACACCAACACCACCACAUUAUAAAACACCUCCGAGAGGAAUGAUUUUAAAUUCAGAAGAAGCAAAGAUGUAUCUUUUAUUAAAACAUUAUGGGUUAAGUCAACAUAUUACUAUAUUUCUUGAACAAGAAGUUGAUAUUGAUUUAUUUAUUACUUUAACUAAUGAAGACUUAAUUGAAAUUGGUAUAGAAAAUGAAGCUGACAGAAACGAUAUAUUAAAUGUUAUAAUAGACUAUAAAAAGUCUAUUAUAUAA
This is a messenger RNA of Eufriesea mexicana, 1482 nucleotides long. RefSeq lists its product as uncharacterized. The record is from RefSeq and is a predicted model, not a curated record. Bases 1 to 1482 code for a protein of 493 amino acids. Gene Ontology annotation, molecular function: protein binding. The transcript has 6 exons. NCBI's taxonomy places the organism in Eukaryota, Metazoa, Arthropoda, Insecta, Hymenoptera, Apidae.